AUGGACGAGCAAGGACUCCAGAAAAAGGUUAACUUAUUACCGAAAGUGGAUGAAGAACUGCAUGUAAGAACAAUUUUCGAACCGGUUAAUGUAGAAGCUCGUCCAGCAAAAACGAAACCAAAGAUACGUAGCAAACUGAAAUGGAAGGAAGAUGUUGAUUUAAAGGAAAAAACGGAUGAAUCGAAGCAUUCCAUUACUAAUUCCGAUAAAGUAAUUGAAUUGCAUAUGAAGGAUAAGAAAGAAACCGGUCAGGUAAAGAUAGCAACGAACGAGAAAUCAAGAAAGAGUAGAGAUAAAACUGAUGAACAAGAACAAUCAAUUCUAUUGAUAAUUGUUCGAAAAAUUCUAGAAGAAAUACUUAUCUGGCUUAUUAUUAUCAUCAUUCUUAUCAUUAUGCGAUUUCGGAAUUCCUGA
Brugia pahangi is the source of this 414-nucleotide messenger RNA. Lineage: Eukaryota; Metazoa; Nematoda; Chromadorea; Rhabditida; Onchocercidae. The record is from the annotation of a GenBank genome assembly.